CCUCAAGCUUAAAUAUUAUAUCUAUGUUUGAACACCUUACCACAAAAAUAUUGCCACAAAAUACCAAAUAGAUCCUGUUGGAUAGUAGGAGGAGUUGUUCACCCACAUCAACUUACUAUUGUCAGCUUCUUCCCUCCUUGCUCUAUAAAAUCUUAGACCCUGUUCUUCCAAAACCAUCAUUGUCUUCAGAGAUAUACAAAGGUCUUAAACAAAAAACAAAAGAAUAUACAAAGAUUUCCAACACAUUUGCAUAAAACAAUUCCAAUGGCACACAGCAAAAUGAACAUGGGUUUGGUUUUCGUCGUAAUGGCAAUGCUGUGUGCAGGAGCUGCAGCGCAAUCGAGUUGCACAAAUGUGUUAGUCAGCCUGUCACCUUGUCUUAACUAUAUAACAGGGAAUUCCUCAACCCCGUCUUCAGGAUGCUGCUCAAACCUUGCCAAUGUUGUGAGUUCAUCACCACUGUGCUUGUGUCAGGUUCUCGGCGGGGGUGCAUCAUCACUGGGAAUCAACAUCAAUCAAACUCAGGCUCUGGCCUUGCCUGGUGCUUGCAAGGUGAAAACCCCACCCACCAGUCAGUGUAAAACUACUACCGCUGUUUCCCCAGCAAUCUCACCAGCAGGAACAGAAGCAGAGUCUCCAAAUUCAGCUCCAUCAGGAACCGGAUCCAAAUCCACUCCCUCAACCGGCGAUGGAUCAUCCAGUGGAAAUUCAAUCAAGCUGUCAAUUCCUCUGUUGCUUAUUUUGGCAGCAGCAACAUAUGCUUCAGUUUUCUGAACAUAUUGAUUCUUCAAU
Molecule: messenger RNA, 792 nt
Organism: Vicia villosa (hairy vetch)
Lineage: Eukaryota; Viridiplantae; Streptophyta; Magnoliopsida; Fabales; Fabaceae
Product: non-specific lipid transfer protein GPI-anchored 5-like
Exons: 3
Coding region: 265-774 (169 amino acids)
Biological process (GO): lipid transport
Molecular function (GO): lipid binding
Source: RefSeq, a predicted model, not a curated record